Paracoccidioides brasiliensis Pb18 is the source of this 843-nucleotide messenger RNA. RefSeq lists its product as uncharacterized. The record is from RefSeq and is a predicted model, not a curated record. The transcript has 4 exons. Bases 1 to 843 code for a protein of 280 amino acids.
AUGUCCGAAAUCCGUGGUUUCGAUUCCUUCUUUCGCCUUGACGGCAAGAUCGCACUCGUCACGGGAGGGUCGAGAGGAAUCGGACUCCACACAGCUACCGCACUUCUUCUGGCGGGUGCAAAGAAAGUCAUCAUCACCGCUAGAAAAUCCGGCGGGGAACAAGGCAUUGACCAGGCGGUGGAAAAACUGAAUCGACUCCCGGGUAUCACGGGACAUGCGGUUGGGAUCCAGGCCAAUGUGGCGAACACAGAAGAAAUUGAAAAACUAGCCAGUGAGGUCAGAAAAAGCGAUGGGAAGCUUGAUAUUCUGGUUGCAAAUGCUGGCGCUACGUGGGGAGGUCCCUUUGAGCCAACUCCAGAUUGGAGUUCGCAGAAGAUCCUCGAUCUCAACGUCAGAGGUGUUUUCAAUUUAGCUAGAUUAUUUGCUCCUCUGCUGGAAGCCGCUGGCACACCUCGAGAUCCGUCGAGAGUGAUCAUUGUCAGUUCCGUUGCGGGUACAAAUGUCCCCCACGUCGGUGAAAACGGCACGAUCAUGUAUUCGGUCUCCAAGGCUGCAGCAAAUCACUUGGCAAGGAAUCUCGCCCUUGAGCUGGGACCCCGGAACAUCACAACAAACACCGUUUCUCCUGGAUUUUUCCCAUCAAAGCUUGCAAACGGGCUAAUCGAAAAUCUCGGGGGAGUAGGGAAGCUGAGUUCAAAUGUUCCUCGUGGAAGAUUGGGGGAACCGGAGGAUAUCGCCGGAGUCAUGAUAUAUCUCUGCUCCCCAGCAGGAAACUACAUUAACGGUGUUGUUAUCGCUGUAGAUGGGGGGAAACGGCUGGGGAAUAUCGCAGAAAGGCUCUAG